Messenger RNA from Peromyscus californicus insignis, 743 nucleotides. It is a transcript of the gene Smim22, whose product is annotated as small integral membrane protein 22. Bases 425 to 685 code for a protein of 86 amino acids. NCBI's taxonomy places the organism in Eukaryota, Metazoa, Chordata, Mammalia, Rodentia, Cricetidae. The transcript is spliced from 4 exons. Gene Ontology annotation, biological process: regulation of cell population proliferation. The record is from RefSeq and is a predicted model, not a curated record.
CUGUCUUGAAAAGCAAAACAAAGAGUCAAACAGCCACCUGUGUCUCAGCUGGGUAUAGAUGGCAUCUGACCCUCAGGUGCCAAGAAUACAGGGGAGAGUGAGCUCUGCUUUCACUGGGGAAGGUCAGAGGUCCCAAGGUCAAGGGCCCUAGGCCCUGGGGAUUUUAACUUCUGGAACUGUGAGUUCCCAUUAAAUGAUUUCUUUUAAGUCAGCUGGGCCCUGACCUUUGCCAGUUCUACAGCCUCAGCUGGCCCUGAGGGGAGGGUGGGGCUGGUUGCUAAGGUUUCAGGUGGUGUAGAUCCGGAAGCAGGAAGCAGUGCGAGUUCCAGGAUCCUGGGACUUACCUUGCUUGGGGGAGAGGGCACCACUAGAGGCAGGUGGGGCACUGGAAGCAGCCUUGCUAGGGAGAGAGAAGGUAGCUGAGAUGGGACGGUCUGCUGAUGAGCUGGGGCGGGAGCUGGAGGCCACUGCAGAGGAAGUCCUGGGGAGGCUGAAGAGCCGCCAGCUGUUCCAGUCUGAGUGGGACGUCGCUGCCUUUGCGGUCUUUCUCAUAUUUGUGGGCACUGUGGUGUUGUUGCUGUUACUGGUUGUCGUUCACUGCUGCUGCUGUUGCUGCUGCAGCCCCUCCCCCAGGCCCCGGAAGGAAAAGCCCAAGGGUGUGGAUAACUUGGCUCUGGAACCUUAAUGCCAGACUUUGGCAUGGGUCCUGCUGGAAGACAGUAACAAAGCCAAUGUUUGCCAAA